Molecule: messenger RNA, 1707 nt
Organism: Colletotrichum truncatum
Lineage: Eukaryota; Fungi; Ascomycota; Sordariomycetes; Glomerellales; Glomerellaceae
Product: membrane transporter
Biological process (GO): transmembrane transport
Cellular component (GO): membrane; endoplasmic reticulum
Source: RefSeq, a predicted model, not a curated record
AUGGAUCAACAUUACCUGACACCUCCGACGUCGUAUCGACUGGCCGAUAUGGCCCAGAAUAUAUACGAGAUGCCGCUCAUUGCCUUGCAAACACCGCACGAUUCUCACCCUUCCCUAGGUCACCUAGUCCUCCUUGUUUUUGAGGCUGUUCUUGAAGUCGUCUGCGUGAGCUUACCGGGUUAUAUCAUUGCCCGGCUUGGCCACUUCGAUGCCGAUAAGCAAAAGUUCUUGGCAAACCUCAAUGUCAUGCUCUUUACUCCUUGUCUAAUCUUCACAAAGCUCGCCUCUCAGCUCAAUGCCGAUAAGCUGCUUGAUCUUGCCGUGAUUCCGAUCAUCUUUGUCAUUCAGACCCUUGUCUCAUGGCUUGUUGCUACCGUUGUAGCGCGUCUUUUCGGGUUCAACCGCCGCGCCUCGAACUUUGUCACUGCCAUGGGAGUUUUCGGUAACUCCAACUCCCUGCCUAUCUCCAUGGUCUUAUCACUCUCGCAGACGAUCAAGGGCCUGCACUGGGACAAGAUUCCUGGAGAUAACGAUGACGAGGUUGGCGCUCGUGGUAUCUUAUACCUGUUGAUCUUCCAGCAGCUCGGUCAGCUGGUGCGUUGGAGUUGGGGCUACCACGUCCUUCUCGCCCCGAAGGACAAGUAUCCUGAGUACCAGGAUGAGCGUGUCGAGGAGGGACAGUACCCCGGAGACAGAGAGACGGCUCCCCUCCUUAACCAGUAUGACGAUGAUGAUACUGCUGCCUCUCGUAGCGCCUCUAGCAGUGACCUGUCCAACUAUGAGCCCGCUGGUCGUACCCCGGUCGUCAGCAGAUCGAGGGCUUCGCCUGCCGAUACCGAGGACGAGGACGACAAUUAUACCCCCAAGAAGGCGGCGAAAACCAACAACCUGGCGCCCCUGAACGGCAAUCAUCCUGCUUUCAACGGAAGCGACGAUGAGAUUUCUUCAUUCCCCCGCAUUCGUAAUACGGAUGAACCUGACACUCCUGAGGGCGUCAAGGGCUACCAUGUUCGCAUGAAGAGGGCUGUCAACAAUGCCAUGGUCACAAGCAAGAAGUCGACUGCCAACUUUUUCAGCAGAAUUUACAACGCUCUCCCUGAUCCGGUCAAGAUUGUUCUUUCGGCCGUCGCCCGCUUCUCUGGAAAGUUCUACAACUUCCUUUGGGAAUUUAUGAAUCCUCCUCUGUGGGCUAUGCUUUCUGCUGUGGUCGUUGCUUCCGUUCCCGCGUUGCAGAAAAUCUUCUUCGAGGAGGGAUCUUUUAUCAAGAACAGUUUCACCGAUGCUGUUCAGUCGAGUGGUGGAGUCGCCGUUCCCCUAAUUUUGGUUGUGCUCGGAGCCAACUUGGCUCGUAACACCCAGAAGAGUGACAAGCUCAGGGACCCUGAGGAGGACCAGAUUGGCACGAAGCUCCUUGUUGCGUCGCUCAUGUGCCGUAUGCUCCUGCCUACUCUCAUCAUGACUCCUAUUCUAGCCAUUUUUGCCAAGUAUGUUCCGGUCAGCAUUUUGGACGAUCCGAUCUUCGUCAUUGUCUGCUUCCUCUUGACCGGAGCACCCAGUGCCCUUCAACUGGCUCAGAUCUGCCAAAUCAACGAAGUCUACGAGGGCGUCAUGUCCAGGAUCCUGUUCCAGAGCUAUGUUAUCUGGAUCCUUCCGUCAACGUUGGUGCUGGUCAUGUGCGCCUUGGAAGUGGUGGAAUGGGCUGCUUAA